This is a messenger RNA of Strongylus vulgaris, 375 nucleotides long. The record is from the annotation of a GenBank genome assembly. NCBI's taxonomy places the organism in Eukaryota, Metazoa, Nematoda, Chromadorea, Rhabditida, Strongylidae.
UCGGGAAUGGACCCAGUUCUGAUGGAGUUUUCGGAUGUUUGCCGUUACUUCCUCGGCAAAAGUGGCGAGUACAUUGCUGUAGGAUUUUCCGUAAUCGUGCUGCUUGGUGGUAUCAUGGUCUACUGGGUGUUAAUGUCGAACUUUCUGUUCUAUACAGGGACCGUCGUUUACGAAGCGCUUCAACCAAACAGUUCAACCAUUCCAAUUAUGGAAAAUAAGACGUUCACAUGUGACGGUGCUUAUGAAUCAUUUUGUGUUAUGUUCUCUUACGCUUUUAGUUUACUGUCCGAUGGACGAAUCAAUACCUCCUUUGUUAAACGAAUAUCCAACUCUGCCGUUUCCUCCCAGCUGGUUUUUACCCUCAUGGAGUUUUGA